Molecule: messenger RNA, 1620 nt
Organism: Trematosphaeria pertusa
Lineage: Eukaryota; Fungi; Ascomycota; Dothideomycetes; Pleosporales; Trematosphaeriaceae
Product: galactose oxidase
Exons: 2
Coding region: 91-1509 (472 amino acids)
Molecular function (GO): protein binding
Source: RefSeq, a predicted model, not a curated record
CAACUUCUUACAUUCUCACUUCUACUUAUCGUAGUGCACCACUACUACGGAUACAAGCCCUUUUACAUUCCACGAGUAAGCAUAUUAAGAAUGGCAGAAGUCGCAGCCGGCGCAGGUGCCGCCCUCGCCGCCGAAGAAGUCAUAUCAACAAGCGUCCAAGCCGGCGUCGCAGGCUACAUGAUCGCAAAGCCCACUAUGCCUCUCAAAGCCUCAUACAACCGUGUCGCUGUCGCCGACGAUGAAGAGCUCAAACGGCGCUCGCUCGAGCGUUCCCAUCAUAGUGUUACAGUCCUCGGAAACCACGCCUACAUAAUCGGUGGCACUACUAACGGCAAUACGCUCGCAAGCAACGAUAUGCAUGCCGUUACGCUCACCCCCUCCACGGAGCCGGACAUGGAGUAUCGGUUGAUCCCCGCACUACCUGGCGUGGAAGGCGGCAAAGUGCCAAAGGCGAGGACUAGACAUGCCGCGUGCAAGUUCAAAGACUGCGUCGCUGUGUAUGGUGGCUGCGACAAGAGCGGCAAUCCCAUCGAUGAGAGGUCCUCGAUCUGGCUUUUCGACCCGCAAUCCCGAACAUGGGGUGAACUAGCGCCGGCCGCAGCCUCAGCGACGACAGAAUUCCAGCCCGGUCCGCUGCAGGACCCCAAACUCUUCGCCCACGAUGCCACCACCCUGAUCCUCUACGGCGGCCAAACACCAGCCACAGUCGCAUCCUCCGAUCUAUGGAAAUUCGAUACUAAGUCCCGGACAUGGUCGCCCCUUCCCACGCCCCCCGCAGCUGCCGAACCGAGCAAUGCCGCAGUGGCAAACGGCCGCUUCUACUUCAUCUCGUCCGACGACUCCAUGAGCAGCCAACUGCACAUAUUACCCCUGAGCUCAGCAUCCAGGGGAAGCAAAGAAGAAGAGCAGAAAUGGACAACCCUGACCUUCCCCACAAACCCCCUCGCACCGGGCCCGCGAGCCCGCCAUGGCGGUGCCUUACUCCCCAUAACCACAGGCUACGGCCGCAACUACCUCGUCUACUUCCUGGGCGCACGCUCGCAACCCACCUCGUCUUCUGCCACCACCAGGCUGGGUAUGACGGGCGACGAGAAGUUCACCAUCGGCGAAGCCGAAGAAGCACAGUCUCCUCCGUCAGAACCGAGAGCACAGCAUGAGGAGCAUGAGGAGAAAGACGUCACUCAAUGGAGCGACAUGUGGACCCUGCAGCUUCCAUCCAGCGACCUCGAAGCAAAGCCCAAACUGAGCAUCAAGGAAGCCAUCAAGCCUGCAAAGAUCAAGGACGCUAUUAGAUCAGGGCUGGGCGCGGAGACGGGGAAAUGGGGUUGGGCCGAGGUGGAGAUGACGGUGCCGGAGGAGUUGGGCGCUGCGGAGGGGAAACUGCAUCCCGGGCCGCGGGCGUGGUUUGGCAGCGAUGUGAUGGAGGAUGGGAAGAGCGUGGUGUUUUGGGGCGGGGAGAAUGCCGAGGGCGAGAAGGUCGGGGAUGGCUGGACUGUGAGGCUGGAGUAGCUGCUGGGGUCUAAAGUGAGCGCCGUUCGGGGGAUGAUGAUGCAGCCUGUAUGGAUCAUGCUAUUGAAAAAGACCGUAGCUCACCCUACUCAGAAAUUAAAUAGCUGAAGA